This is a messenger RNA of Theobroma cacao (cacao), 959 nucleotides long. RefSeq lists its product as uncharacterized. Lineage: Eukaryota; Viridiplantae; Streptophyta; Magnoliopsida; Malvales; Malvaceae. The record is from RefSeq and is a predicted model, not a curated record.
AAAGAAGGGGUGGAGGAGUUGGAAACGGGGCGUUUUGGUGAGGAGUUGAUUGAAUAAAUUAAACACGCUAUUGGACCAAAAUUAAGACCGGCGAAUCAAACUCCGGACUCCGCGGUCCGCAGCCUGCAGUCUGCACGCAGCGGUAUAAUAGGAAGAGAAAUAAAGAGAGCGUGUUCUUGAUAUCUUUGAAGCAGAGGAAGGUAAGGAGAGGAGGAUGUUGGAAAACCCUGCACCAACCGCACCCGAUUCCGCCCCUGCAAUCAAGCGCUACGUUCCUGCUAAUCAACGAAAUCGUUCUCUUGGCCGCCGUAAAUCUGGAGAGAAGAGUCAAGCUGUCACAUCGAGAAAUUAUCCAGUCGGGGAUGCUGGGAGCAGUUCUUUCCUGAAUGAAGACCACCCUCGUCCUGGUUUAAUAGCUUUAGAAGGCUGUUCUGGAAGUGAAGCUUCUCGGCUUUUAAGCAAUCGUUGGGCAGCUGCCAUGCAUCGUUGCCAUGAUACAUCAAUUGACUUGUCUGAAAGACCAGUUCUGUACUCUGGAAGUAGUGAUUCAGCCUGGAGGAAUUUCAGACUUCCACAUCAGAUGAUGUCUUCAACAAACAGUAUCGGACCUUCACCUGGCUCACAGAUGGAUUUCUUGGGUGAACUUCGUCGUGCAAUUCGCAAUGCUAAUGCCAAUUCUGACAACUAGCGACUGACAAAGAGCAGACAUUGGUUGAUAUGGACUUAUGAAGUACUGUUUUUAUGGGCUUUGUGCUUGAAGUACCUGUUGUAUGUGUUCAUUAAUUACUCAAAAAAUGCUACUUGUUCGGGCCAUCAUGUCAUUUACUGUAAAGCAUGGUCCAGGCAUUUGCGUAUGGCCUGGUCCUUGGGCAUGUAAUUUAGAUGAAAACCUUAUGAGCUCUGUUAGUAAUACAAUGUUCUAUAGUUUUUACUUCGGAACCUUAGAGGGACUUCUUUUA